Molecule: messenger RNA, 2457 nt
Organism: Geosmithia morbida
Lineage: Eukaryota; Fungi; Ascomycota; Sordariomycetes; Hypocreales; Bionectriaceae
Product: Heterokaryon incompatibility protein (HET)
Exons: 3
Coding region: 1-2457 (818 amino acids)
Source: RefSeq, a predicted model, not a curated record
AUGUUGCUUGACCAUCCCCUUUUUUCAACGUCCUCGCUAUGGAGAGCUCUCGUUAUGCCAAAUCUUGACAAGCUUAGGCAGCGCGAUUUUGGGCGCAUCUGUCGUCCUGUACUAAUCUCACAGAAUGAUGGCGGCCAUGAUGGUGAGCCGUCACCACGACCGGCCCGCGACCACGACGAAUGUACCAGUACUACUGCAGCUACAGACGAUAGGGGCACGUGUCCGCCAUCGAUGCCGAUUAGGAGUCGUCGUACCCCUGAGUUAUGCCCAGCAUGUGCCGGAAUCGACUUUGGAGGCUUUCUUGAGGAGGAAAAGGCCGAGCAGAAUCUAGGGAGGCUGGGAAGCUAUCUCGACGACGACUGCCCCUUCUGCAGCCUCAUAUUUCAAGGCGUUCAAUCGCACUGGGGCAAGGGAUGGACUCCCGAGAGGCUUUGCGCCGAGUCGGGCAGCCCCCCGACUCUCUUUAUUCAGAGCAAGAGCCCGACGGCUGUCCGGAAGCACGGCCGUGUCCACUAUCCGCAUCCCCGACUGUUGCUGGCACUGGAUGUCGAAGCGCCCGGGUACUCUGAGAACCGAAGAGUCAUCCGUGAGCUCGAUCGGGUCAAGAACAGACACAUCAUUGCCGAAAUCGAGGCCGUCCACGAUGAGGAGGAUACCUCCGGUGAUGACAGCUGGCUACACCAGUGCAAUAGCCAUAAGCACACAGCCCAGGCGCGUCGACAGAUGGAGCAGGGUGCCGUGGACAUUGACUUCUUCAAAUCGAGAUGCGGCUUCCGGCUCAUCGACGUAGAGCAGGAAUGCCUCGUGCUGAAAACAGAGCCGUGCACCUUUGCCGCCUUGUCCUAUGUCUGGGGCCGGCUUCCCACCGUGCUGAAACCCUCCGAAGAUGGCAGCGAGCUGCCGAUACUGCUCAGCACAAAACAAAGCCUGAAACGUCUCGGCGCCGCAGGCGGGCUAUCCCAGGCCAAUGUACGAGACGUGGAGCAUGCCAGGCUGCCGCAGACGAUUAUUGAUGCAAUGGAAUUCUCUCGCAGGAUAGGGAUGCGGUACCUCUGGAUCGACACUCUCUGCAUCGUGCAGGAUGAUCCCACCGACAAGUGCUUCCUCAUCCAAGCCAUGGACAGCAUCUACGGCAUUGCCACCGUCACCUACAUAGCCGUGUCCGGGGGAAAUGCCGAUGCCGGACUCCGUGGCGUGAGUCCUCGUAGAGGUCGUCCAGUCGAGGCUACGGAGAUUAUGGACAACGGUACAAGGCACAGGCUAAGUCUGAGCCCCCCAUCCCUCAACGAAGAGGUCCGGACGUCGCCAUGGGACACACGGGGCUGGACAUUUCAGGAGCAGGCUCUCUCCCAGCGAUGCCUGUACUUUACUGAGAACGAGUUAUUCUUCAACUGCAUCGAGUGCCUGCGGCGGGAGGCCUACGACAUCGAGAGCGCAUAUGAGCGACCCGGGAUCAAGUUCCGGACCGGCCCGCCGUGGUGGACCCGCAAUCUGCGCAAGGACCCCGACCCAACGCCGUAUCGGUACCUCGGCGACCUGGCUGGUACCCUCACCGCUCAGGACUACCAGGCUGCUGUCCAGGCAUAUAGCAGGAGGACGCUGUCCUUCCCCGAGGAUGUGCUCGCUGCCUUCGAGGGCGUCUUCAACCGCUUCUCUAGGCGGUCCACGUGCGAUGACCUGGUCCUGCAUCAGACGCAGGGGAUCCCGGUCGAGCACAUGCACCGGGCAAUGCUUUGGUUCCCAUCCGACGAGGCGAAGAGACGACUAUAUGGUGGCGAGGCUUCGGCCGAUCGGUUUUCGACCUGGUCAUGGGCAUCGUGGAGUGGACCGAUCGAGUUCAUGUUCGCAGACAGCAUGUGGAUAUCGAGAAACAUCUCGCUCGCACCGGCGAAGAAGAUACCCAUGCACGUCCUGAUUCCCUUCUGGCACUACGGCGGUACCGACAAGAGGUUCUACUCUCAGGGCAUCUGGAAGGCAGCCUGUGAGGUCACCGACCAGGCUGACGGCGGCGAUGGCAAGGUGGAGGGAGAAUGCUGCCGUUCGAUGCGGUACGCGCGCGAGAAGAUUGGCCUGGACAUGGACCGACUUCUCGACCACGCGAGGGAUGAUACAGCCCGGACGGUGAAGCUAGUGCAGGGCCAGCUCGCCUUCUGGGGCGCGUGCGUGUACGCCCGUCAGGCGACGCUGCAGUUGAAGUCUGGGCGCGUACGGCAGCUGCGCAUCGGACUGCACGCCGGGGAGUUCAGAUUUGACGGUGGAGAUGCCGAGGUUGACGAGUACGUCGCCGUCGUCACCUCGGACACGAUUACCAAGCCACCAGACACGGUGUGUAUACUGCUGGGGCUGCGUACGCGGAACGGCCCGUCCAAAAGGGUAGGUCUCGGCUGGAUAUACCUUUCCAGGGAAGCUGGAGUCGUGCCGCCGCCUUGGACGUACAAGUUGUUCAAGGUGGCUUGA